Molecule: messenger RNA, 3240 nt
Organism: Arthroderma uncinatum
Lineage: Eukaryota; Fungi; Ascomycota; Eurotiomycetes; Onygenales; Arthrodermataceae
Product: ubiquitin carboxyl-terminal hydrolase 2
Exons: 3
Coding region: 1-3240 (1079 amino acids)
Biological process (GO): protein deubiquitination
Cellular component (GO): cytoplasm
Molecular function (GO): cysteine-type deubiquitinase activity
Source: RefSeq, a predicted model, not a curated record
AUGGCGGAACCGGCGGAACCGCCUUGGAGGAACGGAGAUGGAGCUCACAACCCGGGUGCGGGCAAACCCCCAUAUCCCUCGAUGAAGGAAUUGCAGAAUAUGGCAGCUUGCUUGAACUUGGGUGAAGAUCCUUCGUUGAACGAACUCCUACAUAUCUCCGAAGAUGCCAUCAACAAAGCCAAAACCCUCGCUCAGAGAGGUAAAUACGAUUCUGCCCUCGUUAACUAUCUCCGCGCCUCAGAUAUCACGGUCAACAUGAUCCCUCGCCAUGCCGAUUUUACAUAUAUGAAGCAGAACCACCCAAGGUGGGCAGACCAGUUCUCUAGGUUAAUCACGCUUGUUGAUUCCCAACAUAAAACCAUGGAAGACAUAAAGCGAAAAAUAAUGGCGAGUAACAGCGCUGCAGGACAUUCUCGUUCAACCUCAACUGCACCUGCGGCACCCCUUCGCAUGCCAAGCCCGACCAGCUUUCAAAGACAGUCGUUAACCCCCAGAACCGACCAUCAAAUCUCGCGCGGCCUAGUAGGCAGUAGGCCUGCGGGUGAAGCAGCUGCACAGGAUCCGCUUGCGCAGAGAUUUGCGAAUCUGAGGAACCAGCGGCAAAAUAUUGUGCAAGCUAGCAUCAUAGCAAGCGAGGGGUCAAACGGCUCUACCUACUCAAAUACUCUCAAUGGAAACCCUGCUGCCUAUCGACCACACCCACAGUCACAGGUCAAUCCAAAUCAACUGCACAUGACACCUCCGAAACCUCUUGGCCCUAGAGAGAUGAAUCCGUUAUCUGGCAUUGCUCCAACUAUCCCUCCAAAGGUCCCCAUGCCAGCAGUGGAUGCAUCACUCCCCAGAUAUCCAAGUCCUGCUUACAGCCCUAUAUGGAGCGUUCCUUCGGCUCCCACGCCGAACCCACCGAGGACAUCUGUCGACAGUAUACGUAAUACAGUGUACAAACAGACGCACACAGGAGCUACCAAUUCGAAUAGCAGCAUCAACAUCAGUGCGGAUAAUCCUUAUCGCUCGCAGACCCCCAACGGGACUCGCACCGAGACUGACUCCGGAAAUAGAGCUUCAGAGAUUUAUGUUGGGUCGACUAUCACUGCUAGCAAAUUAGUGGAUUAUCUUCGAAAAUAUGACGUUCUCCUUAUUGAUGUUCGCUCACGGGACCAAUAUGACGCUGGUCAUAUCUACGCCAAGUCCAUUAUAUGCAUUGAACCCGUGGCACUGAAAGAAAACAUAUCCGCAGAGGAACUUGAGGAUCGCCUUAUAAUCUCACCUGAUACCGAACAAUCUCUAUUCUCCAGGCGGAACGAAUUUGACCUGGUUGUUUAUUAUGAUCAAAGCACGACCGAGCCAACCUACCUAAUAGGGUCGCCCGCAGGAAGCGCGGUUCCUCAUUUGCGAGCCCUUUACGAUACUUUAUACGAGUUCAAUCUCUAUAAGCCGUUGAAGGAUGGCCGCCCGCCAGCCCUUUUAGCUGGUGGAUUGGAUGCCUGGAUCAAUUUGGUCGGCCCGCAGUCCCUGGCAACUUCGCAAACAAGUGCGAUACUAAGUUCUGUUCGUGCUCGGAAACCACCACCAAAUUCAGCGCAGCCUCUGAGGAGGAACCCGACAGUGAGCGCCAAUUCAAGUUGGGAGGUUAAAAAGAGACGACUGCGUGAUUAUAAGCCUCUCAAUCCUGAAGAGGAACGGGCUUGGCUUGAAAAGGCUAGGAACGAGGAAAUAGACACAAGCUACGUCACUGAAGAGGGAGACCUGACUGAAGAACCAGACACUAUUGAUGGCUCUACCCCAGAGCCGGCCGCGUCGUUCGUACAUACUUAUGAGGACUUCCUCAGGAGAUUCCCUGAACCCAACGAUAUUCAAGAGUCUAUGGUGAGCGCUGGACGUGCGGUACAGUUCCCAUUGUAUGAUGCUGCAGCUGUUGCGGCGCCAUCUAGGCCACCGCCUGCUAUUCCCAGGCCUAGUUAUAGUGGUGUCACUGAUCGCGGCCAGACCCAACCGCCGCUCGCUCGACAAUCAUCUGCAAAUAAGCAGGCAUUGUACUCGUCACCUAUUGACCGGCUGAGGCUUCCGCGGACUGGCCUUAUCAACUUGGGCUCAACAUGUUACAUGAAUUCAAUAAUACAGAGCCUAAGUGCUACGGUUCAACUCACCAAGUUCUUCGUUGAUAACCGAUUCCAUUCACAGGUUCAGAAGAACUGGAAAGGAUCUCAGGGUGUCCUACCUGGUUUAUUCGCUAAUUUAAUUCGCUCUUUAUGGAAGAACGACGUCGAAGUCAUCCGGCCUACAUCCUUCCGGAAGUUCGUUGGCCGUUUGAAUACCGAGUGGGCUGGAAGCCAACAACAAGACGCAAAGGAAUUCUUUGACGUGUUGGUCGAUUGCUUACAUGAAGAUUUGAAUCUAAACUGGCAGAGAACGCCGUUACGGCCACUAACGUUCGCAGAAGAAAUGCGCCGAGAACAAAUGCCAAUUCACAAAGUGUCAAAUAUCGAAUGGGGCCGAUACUGUCACCGUGAGCUAUCAUACGUAUCGUCCCUUUUUGCUGGGCAACACGCCAGUCGACUCCGUUGCACCACAUGCCGCAAGACAUCAACGACUUACGAAGCAUUUUAUAGCAUUAGUGUCGAAAUCCCCACCACAGGGACAGGUGACAUCUACCAAUGCCUUAACAGCUACUGCCAGGAAGAAAUGCUCAGUGGCGAUGAAGUAUGGAAAUGCCCAUACUGUAAACGUGAACGAGAAGCCGCGAAACAAAUCAUCCUCACUCGGGCUCCUCCAUUUUUGGUGUUUCACUUCAAGAGAUUUUCUGCCUCUAGACGCCAGCAGGCACGUAAGAUCCAUACACCGGUCUCGUUCCCGCUUCGCGGUCUCGACAUGACCCCCUUCAUGAUUCAACAACCUCAACCUUCCCAAUCGUCCCGUCCAGUCUCUCCUCUACCAAAUGCCACCAACGGCGACCCAAAACCACACGCCUCCACCAAACCACAAUCCUCCCUAUCACCUUCCGAACUCGCCACUUCCUCACCAUAUAUCUAUAACGCUUACGCCGUCGUACGACAUUUAGGCUCAACAAUGAACGAAGGACAUUAUAUCUCUUUGGUUAGAGAUGAGCCUCGCAAAUGUUGGCGUAAAUUCGAUGACCAACGAGUAACGGAUUUCCAACCAAGCUCUUCACGGUCGUCCCCUGAUAAUUUGCAUAAUGAGCAGGCAUACUUAGUUUUCUACGAGCGGACUCCAGCUAAUUAA